This is a messenger RNA of Tauraco erythrolophus (red-crested turaco), 1431 nucleotides long. NCBI's taxonomy places the organism in Eukaryota, Metazoa, Chordata, Aves, Musophagiformes, Musophagidae. The record is from RefSeq and is a predicted model, not a curated record.
GCCCAGCUGGGCAACUGCUGGUAGCACUGCCCAGUAGCGAGGCCGGCCCCCGGGGUCUCCCGCCAGCCCUGCCUGACCUACCGCGUGUGGUCACCCUGAGCGAGGAUGCAGUGCCGGGUGCCCGCGUGGCCGAGGUGACCGUGUCCUGCAGCAAUGCAAGUGGCAGCCCCAACGUCACCCUGCACGGCAUUGAGCCCGGCCACCCCUUCAACUCCAUUGCUGUCGGUGCUGACCCUGCAGCUGCCACCACGUUUCGGGCAGAGUUCAGGCUCCGAAACCAUGACACACCACUCAUGCUCACCCGCCGGGGCCUGGUGCUGGCGCCUGACGGUGGUUUCAACCCCAGCAAGGAGACUCAGACGUUUAGGCUGGAGAUCGAGGUGACGGACCGCCACGGCCACCACUGCAGUGGGGCCGUGAGAGUGGAGACCAGGCCAUGCCACGCUGCUUGCCUGUGCCGCAGUGAGCCGCAGCGGGCCGUGACAGUGCAAGAGGGCACGGGCCCCUUGGAAGUGGUCACGCAGGUCCAUGCCAGCGGUGACAACGUCCGCUACGCCAUCCUGGCUCCCACGGCGCCUGCGCUCUUCACCAUCAAUGAGAUGACGGGCGAGAUCCGCAGCACCCGCCGGCUGGAGGGGGCCCGUGCAUACCUCCUUGUCCAGGCUUACAACGCACUGCACCCCACCGACCAUGACACUGUCACGCUCAACAUCACCGUGCAGGGGACAGACCGGCGAGCACUGAGCUGUGUCCCGGCCAUCUCUGUGUCCCAGGUGCCUGAGACGGUGUCCCCUGGCAGCACUCUGGACACACUGAGAUGCACCGACCCUGCCGGUGCCAAGGGGCUCCUGAACUACACCCUCGAAGGACCUCCCAUCUCCCUCUCCCGCUUCCACAUGGAGGGGCCACGGCUGCAGGUCAACACCACCCUGGACUAUGACUCGGAGGCCGUGGCCACCAUGGGCUUCCAGUUCACAGCCACCAUUGUGGUGACGGCCGUGCCAAACCAGGCGCCGGUGUGCACCCCCGAGGUGCAGGAGCUGCAUAUCACAGCUGGGUUGGGCAGCCGCCAGCCUGUCACUCGCCUGGCGUGCCAGGGCAGCCCUGAUACCCGGAGCACUCUGGUGCCACCCACCACCACCACCAUCCAGCACACGAUGCUGCGGAAGGAGCCGCUGGUCGUCACGCGGACGGAGGCAGUGUGGCACCCACCGGCCUGGUUCGUGGCCGUGAUGACCAUCUCCGGUGCCCUGCUGGUGGCUGCCCUGGGGUGUGUAGCCUGGAGCCUGCUGUGCAGCAACCGAGAUACUGGCAAGCUGCUCCUGGGCAAGAGCUCCUGGGAUUUGGCAGAGCAGAGGGUAGGCAAAGAGGAGCGAGGCCACCCCCACACUGGCAGCCCAGGGCAGUUCGAUGGCCGUGCCCAGGACCCCC